UGGAUUUAAUAGACUCACAACAAGAGAUUUAGUGCGUGUGUGUGUUUGAGUGUGUGCCUGCGCCAGCGACAGACUCUGCAGCGUAGUCUUCCUGGCACUAGAAGCGCUGUAGGUUCUAUCGUACUGGUGGCAUAAAGAAGGAAAAAACCAAAUCUACUUCCGGUUAGCAGGAGGACAUAUUUCACACAUUCGUCAGAUUACAAAAAAAUAUAUAUACAAGUAAAAAUAAGACACUACAUUUUACUUUGGCAAUAAUUUUCAUUUUGUUUAACCGUUGUUAAUGUUAAUAAAUUCCGAUAUAUUUUCUUCGAAGGCGAGAAAGAAUGGACGGGCAAAUAUCAGUAGGUUCUGUGUUUAUGUGCCGGCUGUGCAACCAGUUCUCUCCCAAUCACACACUGCUGCUGAACCACUGCUCCCAGUUGCACCCCCUUCAGGAGCAGCAUGAAGAUAUCAUUGUUGCUCUACAGCCUCUUGCAGGAGUGCCUUUGGAAACCCCAGCAGAGAUCCAGGUAAAGCGAAAACGAGGACGGCCAAAAGGCUCCACCAACAAAGCACACACAGGUCACAGGAAUGCCAGAGACGGCUCCACGCAGUCUCCAGAGGACAAAGACCAGAUACAAUAUGGGCCGAAACAAGAAGACAAAAAGAGUGAUGACAACAGGAUAUCUGAGCUAAAAUGCAAUGAUUGCCAUCGUUUGUUCAGCAACAAACGACAAAUUGUCAAACACAUCUGUCUGAAGAAACAGUAUGAGGAAGAAGAGGAUGAUUACACUGGAAAUAUUUUUCAACCUUCAAAGCGCAAGAAGAAAAGCCCAAUGCCUUCUGAUGGGCAAAAUGUCACCUCCAAAGAUGCCAAAAAAAGUAUCAUCAAGGUUGUUCUCACUGAAGAUGAAUCACUCCCAGGUGUUAUUCAAAUGACUCCAGUCGAGAAGACUAUUGAUAGUCCGGAGCACAUUCAUAUUGCGGAUAAAUCUCCGAACACUGCAGUUUCUCAGGAUGAGCAAGCAGACAAUCAGUCUGCUACAAGUGUUGGGGAAACCAAAGCAGAGCAGGUCCUAAGUUACAACAAUACAGAAUCAGUACCGGGAAAAGGCUUCCAGGAAUAUUCAAUCAAGCAAGAUGUUUGCAAUGAACUUCCCAGCCAACUGAAGGUCUUCGCCUGCGAGAUCUGUAAUAAGAUCUUCAAGUUUCGACACUCGUUGAUGUCCCACCUCAGGACUCACACCCAAGAGAAGCCCUUUAAAUGUCCACACUGUGACUAUGCCUCUACCAUCAAGGCAAACCUGACUGUUCACCUAAGGAAGCACACUGGAGAGAAGUUCAGUUGCCAACAUUGUGCUUUCAAAUGCCUCAACCCAGGACACCUCAAGGUCCACGUUGAGCGAGUUCAUCUGAAGGUCAAGCAGCAUUGCAGCUUCUGCCUAAAGAAGUACUCCGACGUGAAAAACUUGAUCAAACAUAUAGAAAAAAGUCAUAAUUUGAAAGACCCAAUUAUCUACAAGAGCUACAAACAAUUGAGGCUGAAGACUCGUCAUGGGCUCAGACAACUCCUCUACCACUGCCCCACCUGUAGCCGCUGCUUUAAGAACCAGGCAGAGCGCGAACGCCACUUACUAGUUCAUGGUCCUCAGCGGCCAUUUUCCUGCUGGCUCUGUGACCAAGCCAGAACCAGCUUGGCCACGCUAGCUGCUCAUGUCAGGAAGCAUCCAUUCUUGUAUCUAUGCUAUAAAUGUGACAGGAAGUUUGUUAGCAGUCAGAGACUCAAGAGUCACCUCACGGAGAGUCACCCUGAGCUGGAGCAAGAACAGGCAUUCACAGAGUGUAUUAAAAACAGCUUUUACCUGAUGAAUGAUGGGGAAAAUUUGUCAGUAGAUCAAGAAAAUGUGGGGAAAGAAGCAGGCUUAAUCAUGAAGGGAAGCACCAAGCUGGGAGCUGAGAGCAGAGAGGAAGUGUUAAGAACCAGUAAGGAGUCGAGUAAUGAUGAAGAUGAGCCACUGAAAGUGGCAGCAAUGGAAGCUACGAGGCAAGAGAAGGAGGGUGUUGAACUUCAGCAUAAGUAUGCAGAAUCAGAGUCCACAAGUGAAGGAUCUGCUCAGAAACUCCAACCCCAAACUGUCCUAGAGACACAGAAGGACACAUCUGUUGAAUCUUUGACAACAAAACACAAAUUCAGCUCUGCAGAUGCCAAUAGGCAAAGACACACCCCUCUCUCGGAAGACGCACCCACAGAUACCAGUAAUCAACUGGCUGAUGAUAAGACAUGUGACAACAUUCAAGAGACCAAUUUUAACCCUGACACACAUUUGCCUUCAGGACUUUCAGAAGUUGACACCCAAACUGUACAAUCAGAGAAGGACAUCCAAAUAAGUGCUUUCCAGCAGGUGCUGUCAUCUAUUCCGAAGACACUCCUCAAUAUGGAGAUUUUCCAGCGGCUCAGGAAAAUGUAUGGAGACCUGGAGUGUCAAUACUGUGGGAAAUUGUUCUGGUACAAGGUCCACUAUAACGCCCAUGUGCGAACACACACCAAGGAGCACCUACAUUAUUGCUCAAAGUGCAACUACUCGUCCAUCACCAAAAGCUCUUUGAAGAGGCAUCAGAAUCAAAUCCACAGUGGCUUGCUACUGCCAUGUUCUAGCCCAGGAUGUAAAUACACUACUCCUGACAAAUACAAACUACAAGUACAUCAGAGGACUCAUCAGCAGGAGGGAAAGGUUGCAUGUUCCAUUUGCCAUCAAAGCUAUCCAGAGCACAGACUUAAACGGCACAUCCAAAUAUCCCACCCUGAGACAUUACCAGUUAAAGGGCAGAUGGUGAAGCGAGCAGAGAAAUGCCCAUACUGUGAGUCAUACUACCUCAAGAACAGCACUGAAUUUCAACAGCACCUUUGGGCCCACCAAGGAGUGAAACCUUUGAAAUGCAAUAUAUGUGACUAUGCAACCCGCAGCAGGUAUAAUUUGAAAAAUCACAUGAACCGACAUAUCACCGGAAAAUCUUAUACAUGUGACCUGUGCUGUAAAAAGUUUAAAUCCAAAGUGUCGUUGAAGAACCACAGACUGAGCCACACCAACCAAGGGAAGAAACUUAAGUGCUCAGAAUGUGACUUCAGUUCAGGUCUCAAGGCUGCUUUGUGCAGACACAUGGAGCAGCACGCUAGUUUUAAGCCAUUUCAUUGUGCUCACUGCCACUACUCCUGCAACACCUCUGGUCCUCUGAAACGACACUACAAGACAAAACACCCAGGGCAGGAAUAUCAAAAUGUCAGCGAAGGACUCUCAGAUGCAGAACAUUCCACGCAACAAGGCACCAAGUGCCCUGAAUGUACUUAUGUUUAUGGCACCAAAUGGGAGCUGAAUCGACACAUGAAGAAUAAGCAUCGUCAAAAAGGGGUGGAAUGCACCUGGGAGGUAGAAGAGACCGUAGAGAGCCAAUUUGUGCCUUUGGUGCAAGGAGAGGAGUUGGCAGAAGAACAUGUGGCUGCCCUACAAGAUAAUGGGACUGAUAAUAUUCUUCAGAAGAUUGUUGAGUUAAGCUCAGAAACUCAUGAUGCCAUCGCUUCCAUGGUUGCUAUGGCUCCUGGCACUGUUGCAGUGGUAGAACAGGUAGCAGAUGAGGAGGAAGUCGGUGACCACCAACUGAUGGUUGUGAACGCAGAUGGUGAUCUUUCUGGUGAGCAGGUGGUGGUAGUAGAGGAGGGACACGGACUGGAGGCUCUCACGGUCCUCACUCAAGAUGACAACACUCACCACUAUAUUGUUUAUGUGCAGGAACAAACUGUGGAAAUCUAAAACUGGUAAUGCUUGAAUUUCAUAAUUGACUGUUUAUAUCUUUAUGUUUGUAAUUCAUUAACAAUAUUAUACAUACUUUGUACAUUCAUUCUGCAUGUAUUCCAUUAAGCAGUCCAGUCUAUAUAGUGCCACAGAUUAAUAGCUUGAUUAAAGUGCAAUACUUCAUGACACACAUUUUUACCUAAA
This is a messenger RNA of Corythoichthys intestinalis (scribbled pipefish), 3971 nucleotides long. RefSeq names its product zinc finger protein ZFAT-like. The record is from RefSeq and is a predicted model, not a curated record. NCBI's taxonomy places the organism in Eukaryota, Metazoa, Chordata, Actinopteri, Syngnathiformes, Syngnathidae. Gene Ontology annotation, biological process: positive regulation of transcription by RNA polymerase II. The transcript has 23 exons. Gene Ontology annotation, cellular component: nucleus. Bases 324 to 3785 code for a protein of 1153 amino acids.